This is a messenger RNA of Clupea harengus (Atlantic herring), 7395 nucleotides long. It is a transcript of the gene mdga2a, whose product is annotated as MAM domain containing glycosylphosphatidylinositol anchor 2a. The record is from RefSeq and is a predicted model, not a curated record. The transcript has 17 exons. Gene Ontology annotation, biological process: synapse organization; homophilic cell-cell adhesion. Gene Ontology annotation, cellular component: axon; neuronal cell body; plasma membrane. Bases 946 to 3822 code for a protein of 958 amino acids. Lineage: Eukaryota; Metazoa; Chordata; Actinopteri; Clupeiformes; Clupeidae. Gene Ontology annotation, molecular function: axon guidance receptor activity.
AUGAGAUAUGAGCACUCACGCACACUUUGACGUCGUCAACCAGCUGGGGCUUCGCGUUCCAGUGCAGUAGGCUACGUAUGGCGCAGCGUGGAUGACCAUCCCCUGAAAUUAUCCUCCGCAUUUAACGUUUUCUUUUCUGUAGAAAACAGUUACAAGGGAGUCUGAUGUUGCAAUUACUGCAAUUUGUUCAGAUGGUUUUAUUUUCAAUCGAGACAGCUAGCUUCUGUUUAAUAAGCCUAGCGCAUAUCAGGCGAAUUGGAGGACCUGUUCUCAUUCGCCGGAGAUGAGUCCACGGUCCACGGUCUCUGGAUCCAGCAUCUGAACGCUGAACAGCAUCUCAUCUCCGCGGCUAUAAUAGAAAACCGUUUAGCCUUUCCAUUCACCGGAUCCUGUGUUUAGUCACGGGGGAAAAGACGAAGACGUCCUUCUGUAUCGUUGGUUGUGUUUCAUCCAGCUAUGGGAGCCGUAGAAUAUCGAGAAGAUACGCCGGAUACGAGUGGAUAUCACAGGACACCGAUCAAGAAUGCUCUCGUGUCAGUUAUCUGUAGCUCUCUCUGAUACUUUUAACAUAUUGAGCUGGUCCUCCUCGAGGUUUUGAUCUAAAAUGUGCGAAGACCACUGCUCUGUCAAUUGACUUGUCAGUCGAAACGUACGUCGCUUGCGUUUUCCCUUUCACUGUGAUUUUUGCUCAUGUUCACGCCUGUGGUUCUUAGUCUUAUAACAUCACAGUAUAACUCAAGCAUAAACCGCAGCAACCAGAUGAGCAGGAGCCGAUUACCAGCGCUAUCUGCUAUUUUGACCAGAUAGUUUCCGUUACCUCGCUCAGUACACUGAAAUUCCCGGUUUUCAGUGGAACCACGGAAAAUUGCUACUAGUUUUGAAACCGGUGCUACCUGGGAAAGAACCUGUCAUUACCGGGCUGGAUAUGUUGACAUUAACGUGAAGAUGGGGUUAGGUUUUGGUCUUUUGUGGCUUCUCAACGUAUAUCUGGAGGGCAUCCAUUGCCAAGGAGUCUAUGCUCCCCCUUCUGUGCGCAUCAUACACUCUGGCCACGCGUGUAACAUCGAGGAGGAGCGCUACACAGAGCGCGUGUACACCAUCCGUGAGGGAGAGACCCUGGAGCUGACCUGCCUGGUCACAGGGCACCCCAGGCCUCAGAUCCGAUGGACUAAGACAGCGGGCAGCGCCUCGGACCGUUUCCAGGACUCCAGCGUGUUCAACGAGACCCUGCGCAUCAGCCGGAUCCAGCGGCACCAGGGGGGGCGCUACUACUGCAAGGCCGAGAACGGCCUGGGCUCCCCGGCCAUCAAGUCCAUCCGAGUGGACGUCUACUAUUUGGACGACCCCGUGGUGACGGUUCAUCAAAGUGUGGGUGAGGCCAAGGAGCAAUUCUACUACGAGCGGACGGUGUUCCUGCGCUGCACGGCCAACUCUAACCCGCCGGUGCGCUACAGCUGGAGGCGGGGGAGGGAGUACCUAUCACAGGGCUCCGACAAGGGCGUGGAGAUCUACGAGCCCUUCUUUACCCAGCAGGGGGAGACGAAGAUCUUGAAGCUUAAGAACCUCCGACCUCAGGACUAUGCCAACUACACGUGCAUCGCGUCAGUCCGCUCCGUCUGCGGUAUCCCAGACAAGAACAUCAUGUUCCGGCUCACCAACAAAACAGCCUCCCCCAACAUUAAGCUGCUUGUCGAGGACCCCAUCAUCGCCAACCCUGGGGACACGGUCACCCUGGUGUGCAUCACCUCCGGCGGGGAGCCCUCCCCCACCCUCACCUGGGUGCGCAACGCAGAAGGCCUCCCCAAGAAGAGCGUCCUGAACGGGGGCACCCUCACCCUGCCCGCCAUCACCACCGACGAGGCCGGCGUCUACAGCUGUGUGGCCAGCAACAACGUGGGCAACCCGGCCAAGAAGUCCACCAACAUCAUCGUCCGAGCCCUGAAAAAGGGUCGUUUCUGGAUCACGCCAGACCCCUACCACAACGACGACAACAUCCAGAUCGGGCGCGAGGUGAAGAUCUCGUGCCAGGUGGAGGCCACACCGCCGGACGAGCUGCAGUUCAGCUGGCUGAAGAACGGGCGCCCGCUGCGCAGCUCUGAGCGCAUGGUCAUCACGCAGACCGACCCAGACGUGGCGCCCGGCACCACCAACCUGGACAUCAUCGACCUCAAGUUCACCGACUUCGGCACGUACACCUGCAUGGCGUCGCUAAAGAACGGUGGCAUCCCCGAGAUCAGCAUCGACGUCAACAUCUCCUCCACCACAGUUCCUCCCAUCCUGACAGUCCCGCGCGGGAAGUCGCCACUGGUGACGCAGGAAGGGGACACGGUGGAGCUUCAGUGCCUGGUGUCGGGCAAGCCCAAGCCCAUCAUCCUGUGGUCGCGGGCGGACAAGGAGGCGCCCAUGCCGGACGGCAGCCUGCAGAUGGAGAGCUACGACGGGGUGCUGCGCAUCGUCAACGUCUCGCGGGAGAUGAGCGGCCAGUACCGCUGCCAGACCAGCCAGUACAACGGCUUCAACGUCAAGCCCAGAGAGGCCAUUGUGGAGCUCAUCGUGCAAUACCCUCCGGCGGUGGAGCCCAUCUACACCGAGAUCCGGCAGGGCCUGGGACGGGCCUUCACGCUGACGUGCCGCGUGCUGAGGGCGCACCCUUCCCGCGUGCUCAAGUACGAGUGGAAGCUGGGCACGCGCCUGCUCACCGUGGGCGACUUUAAUCAGCGCGACGACACCGAGUACCACGUGCGCGCGCUCAACCGCGAGGGUUACGGCGAGUACACCUGCGACAUCACCAACGAGGCCGGGGCCGGACGUUGCACCUUUCUGGUCACAGGUAAGGCCUUUGCACCAGAGUUCUACUACGACACCUACGGGGCGCUGUGGCAGAACCGGCCGCGGGUGUACGGCUUCAAGCUUCAGUGGACCCAAAUGAACCCCGGCUCAGUAGACCGCAUCAAGGCCUACAGACUGGGAAUCAAGCAGACUGGGCAACAGCGGUGGUGGGAGCAGGAGAUCCAGCAGGAGGGAAACAUUGAGAGGGGUCAGCUGAUCACAUACAACCUGACCGAACUGAUCAAGCCAGAGGCCUACCAGGUGCGCCUCACCCCCAUCACUCGCUUCGGAGAGGGCGACGCCACAGAGAGAAUCAUCCGAUACAGCGCCCCUGUCAACCCCCACUGGAACAAGUUCCACUGCAGCUUCGAGGAGGAGACCGUCUGCAUGUUCACUCAGGAGAAGACGGAGGAGUUCGACUGGACCAGGCACAGCGCGGCCACGCGGGACACCAAGUACACCCCCAACACCGGGCCCAGCAGCGACCACACCGGCUCCAAACAAGGUUUUUACAUGUACAUCGAGACGUCUCGUCCCAGGAUUGCAGGGGACAAAGCCCGCCUGUUGAGUCCCUCCUUCAGUGUGGCUCCCAAAAACCCGUACGGGACGGUCAGCACCAACCCCACAUACUGCUUCAGCUUCUACUACCACAUGUAUGGCAAGCAUAUAGGAGCUCUGAAUGUGUAUCUGCGACAGAAGGGACAAACGGGGUCAGAUGCAUCUGUGUGGACCCUCACUGGUAACCAAGGUGACCGCUGGAGGCCAGCUCGGGUCAACAUCCACCCAACGUCGGCCUUCCAGAUUGUAAUAGAGGGCAUCCGUGGCUCUGGCAUUGAAGGAGACAUUGCCAUAGACGAUGUGGCCAUUGAAGAGGGAGAAUGUCGUGACCCUCCCCCCAAUAGCAAUCUGAUGUCCUCCGCCUCAUCCACCGGCAGGCAUAUAUGGCAUUUGUGUGUCGCCCUGCUCUUCGUGUUGAUCGGACACCGGAGGUGACCUUCUGGAGGCGAGGACGCACUCCUGGCUCAGCCGCCGCCGCCGCCGAGAAGAGGGAGGGAGAACGUGGGGGGUGUAGGGGGUGAGGGGGGAGGGAGGGAUGGGGGAAUAAAACUUGGCAGACAUGGAACUGUCCAAACGAAACUACCAAAGAUUCAUCCGGUCUAUAGAGGAGAAACAUCAAGCUCCAGCAUGGCUUGCUCUGUGGCCCACAAUGGAAGGGUGAAUACAGAACAUCUAUAAAUAUAUAUAUUGGAGGAGAAAAGAGGAGUAGAGGAGAUGAUUAUCGACAAAACCACAUUGUCAGGACACACGAAAAAAAAAAAAAACUAAGGGUGUGCCCGGAUCCUGUAGCGAGCAAAACUGAAAACUGGACAGGAGAAUCUCUCUGAAGCACAAGGACACUGGUGUUAUUUUCUGUUUGGUUCAGUUCGUUACGUUUCUUCCUCUUGUGAAAAUGUUUUCGGUUUCUUGCGUUCUUUGUUUUCAGUCAUAUCGUGCUCGUGGGGAAGAAGGGCAGGAUGGGCCAGACAGCAAUGGGAGAAAUGUCUAGCUCAUUUCCCAUGCGAUGUUCAAGAGUACAUGAUUUUUCCAUGCAGCCCCUGCUAAAUUGACAGUCAUGGGAAUUGCGAAAAUGACAGCCAUGGAGGAUCACUGCAAUGAAUAUGCUGUGGCAGCAAUCCGUUGUAUUGUUUGAACACUCAAAAUUUAAGGUUGUUGACAUAUCCAGAAGUGACUCCAAUGAAUAUCUUAACCUUUCUUAUGGUAAUUACCCAACGGUCGCCCCCUUAAAAAGCGCUACUGUUUUUUACAUACAGAGAUUAAUGCUUGUUUAGCUCAACUUUGGCAUCUACACAUCGUACUGCCUUCAUGUUUACAAAUGUACUGUAUGACAGAGAAAAAAAGGGAUUGACGCAGUGACGAUUGAAGUCCGAUAUCAUGUUUGACAGGUUGUUUGACAAAAGUUAUCAGUUGAAGUACAAUAUCACAUCUGAAUGGGAUGUAUCGUGCUUUAUCAAUCACUUGAAACAAAUUUGGAUGGCGAUUGGGUGGUUCUUUCAGUUCUGGCCAAUCAUAGCCUUACGUUGGGGUCACAUGUGUGUGCGAUCUUGUGUACUGACAACUCUUAGAGCAGCAUUGUGUGGGUGCAGUCCCGUACUUAAUAGUCUGUUGUUUUGUUUGCCAUUUCUAGGUAUAUACAGAUUUGUUCCAGUUCAGCCCUCAACACUCUUUCUCUCCCUCUCUCUCUCGCUUGCAACAAGACAAGAUUAACACCUUUUCCCGAUACAAAUCAUUGACUUGACCUUUCAUUCCUGCCUGUCUCAAUGAAAGGCAUAAAAACAUGGAGAGGUAAAAAAAAGGGGGGGGGGGGGGGGGGAAUGGAGGGAUAGAAAAAAAGAAACUUGAAUGUCAACCACCCUCCACCCACCUCCUUCUUCUCCUCCUCCUCCUCCUCCUCCUCCUCAAGUUGCCCAUUGAAUAUUAAGCUGUGCCCACUCAAGGUUGUGCCAGUGUGUCAGGUCCGAAGCAUGGCUCUUUGCGAGGUGCAGAGCGUAGGCCACUGUCCUCCCAGUCCCUGGUACUAGACCUGUGAGCCAGGGACAGGAGAAGCUGCUGUCUACCAUCAUAUCAAGUGCCUUUAGACCUUUACGAGAGAAGCAUAAAUAUAGUGACAGACACAACACAAUACAACUACUGGGUCGUUUAGCUACAGCUUAUAUCUCUCCCCAGACACAGUCUGAGGAAAAAAUCAAAUUGAUAAUAAACCAAUGAUUUAGUGUUUAUAAAGGGGGAUUAAUUGGUAGGACACAUUGUGACAUUACUGUAAUUGAUUUUGUAAAUGUGUCUAUUUUGAAACGACUUGAUAGCAAAUGAGAUAAACUCCCCCUCCCAGUCAAAACUUGAGACUUCCGACUAUCUACCCUCUGAAACCUACAACACUGACCUUGGCUGUCUUGAUUUGAGCGUACUCUGACGAAACAUCUGACGAAAAAGCAACACUGUCGGGCAUGCACCCGCCACACUCCCCAUCCUCACAAUGGGCGUGCGAGAGAGAGUGGGAGAGCAUGAGAGGGAAGGGGGAGACAAACACACUUUGGUGCUUUUACAGGGAGAGAGGAGACUACACUUUAUUGCAGUGAUGAGGGACCUCUGGGACCUGAUGGACGAUCUUUGGAUGAAAGGACACUGGGAGGAGAGCUUUUGACUUCGAUAGCCUCUUGUGCGAAUCACUUAGACUUGUGAUGUUUAAAAAUCAAAUCAAAAGACAGACAGUUCUGCAGCAGAAUCACAGACUGCAAGACUGACAAAAAAAGGACCAUAAAGGAAGCUUUGAGUGAUGGUGAUAGAAGGCCUUCUAGAUCCUUCUAUGGGGACAAUGAUAACAACAACAAAAGAUAUUUUAUUACUCUUGUAAGGGUGACUGUGUUUUUACACAAGAACUCUGAGCUACCUGAGGCCAUCAGUUACCUUAACCAGCGGGUUUUUGGAAAUGUAUUGUAAAACAGAUAUCUUUUAACCGUUCCUUAUUGUUCAUUCAUGAAUUUUAAUUUCCCCUCUUGAUUUUUUGACAUCCCUUCCCAGAAAAGGUAUUUUGAUUCCAGACAAUAGAAUUCUUUGCCCUCUGCAGACAUGUACUCAUCAUUACCCCCUUUUUAUUACAGUAUUAUCAAAUAUAUUUAUGAUAUACUAUUAUGAAUAUAUGAUAUAUAGAAGAAAAAAAUAAAAAAUAUAAGAUCAUAUGCAAAUAUAUUUGGUAAAUAUCCUCAUCGAGAGGGUUCUAUUAGAGUUCUAUCACAUUUUUUUGAAGAUUCUUACAGAAAGCACAAAAUGUAAAUUCCAGUCACAAACAUACAUACACACACACACAUACACACACUUUACCCGACACGAGUAAUUCAUCUUUACUAAGUUUGAACCUCUUUCCUGAUGAGGACAGUUCCCAGACAAGCUACUAUACAAGGAAGAGAAGCGUUUUAUGUCUGUGUUCAAUAAAAAUGCUUUCCAGAUACUGUGUGGCUUUCUUUGCAUGGGUUCAUUAAUUUGACGUGAGAUAUGAAGUUGGGUUAUAUUCUCUGUCUCUUUGCUUUGUUUCCUUCGGCAUUGCUUUUGUAUUUGACUGUAUCUGUGAUCACUCUGAAGAAAAUGGACAUCAGUGUUUUCUUGUUUUGAAGGCAGAUGAAAAAAAUUGACCGAUGGCAUUUUUAUCCAGUGUGUUUUACAUAUUUCAAGAGUUAGAGAUAACACAAAAAAAAUCCCCACGGUUCAGGUCUCCCACAGCACUUAACAUACCAGCAAACUGCUUUUCUAAACGAUCCAAUGUGUCAUUUUCUCGUAAAAUCGAAAUGGUUUCAUUUGACCCAGAGAGUAGGAAAGCCCAGAGAUCACUUUUUACAUCCACAACAUGGUACACAUUCUUAGAAAAAAAAAUAUGGCACCUAUUAAACCUGUCAAGUAUUCAACAUAUUUUGUAAACUGUAACUAUCCUCGUCUCUUCUAUUAUAUGAUUUGAAAAGUCCCCGAUGAUGAUUAUAAUGGAUUAUCAUGAAUAAAUAAAUUUCUCAUUUAGUUUUC